AUGACGUCAACUAAUGAUAUUAAUAAUAUUCCAGUAAAAUCAAUAUCAAAACAAAAAAUAUUACUAAUCGUAAUUAGUUUAACUGUUUUAUCCAUUGCUCUGGUUUAUCAACCAUUACCAGAAAAUUUUCCUCAACCAUGGAAGUAUCGAUUUCUUUCGUUUUGGGCACAUAUUUUUUCAAAAUUGGGCUAUUUAGGUGAAAAAGUAAAUUUAUUCGACCGUAUUCAUGUUUUACGUUUUCUUUAUUAUAUUACUGUUGGUUGUUUCCAAAUACGAAAUCCUGAACAUCAUUUGAAGAUUUAUGAUAGAAGAAUAUUAAAUGUUAGUGUUCGUAUAUAUGAACCUGAAGAAUUAGACUAUAUGGAUAAAAUGCCGACAAUAAUACAUUUUCAUGGUGGUGGAUUUCUUCUUGGUUGUCGAGAAACAUAUGAUCAAGUUACAUAUGCAUUAGCCAAUUUAACACGAGCACUUGUGAUAUCCGUCGAAUAUCGUCGUGUACCAGAACACUAUUUUCCUGCAGCACUCGAUGAUUGUACUUCAAUUACAUAUGAAUUAUUUAAAAAUGCUGACAAAUAUCGUAUCGAUGUCAAUCGUAUAACAUUAGCGGGUGACUCAGCUGGCGGAAAUCUAGCUUUAGUUAUAACACAAUCAUUAAUACAAGACGGUUAUAGUCCUCGUACGGCUUGUCUUAUAUAUCCAGCGUUGCAAUUUUUUGAUUUUACGUUACCAUCAUAUCGACUUUAUCUUCCUCGAAGUAUUCUUGGUGUUAUUAAUGAAGAAAAUUUUCUUUCUGUUAUGUCUGAAUUAAGUGAAAGUAAAGUAAAAGUAACACCUGAUAUUCUAUUUAAUAGUCACACAUCUCGUCAGGAUAAAAUACGGUUACAUCCUUAUGUUGAUGCUGGUAAAUAUUUACCUAUUUCAUUUCCAUUUGAUGUCGAUCAAGAAGGCAAUGAAGAUUUAAUUCCACAUUUGAAAUUUCUUAUCUCACCAAAAAUGUCUCCAUUAUUGGUACCCGAUGAACAGCUAAUAAAAUUACCGACAAUUUUACUUUUUACAGCUGAAUUUGAUAUACUUCGAGAUGAAGGUUUUAUAUUUGCUGAACGUUUGCAAUCAUUAAAUAAAACUCUUUAUCAUCAUCAUUUUGGAACAACAUUCCAUGGAUCACAUCUUUUAUUAUAUGGUCCAUUAAAAUUUGAUAUUGCUUACGAAAUGGUUGAGCAUAUUGCAAGAAAAAUACGCGAAAAUCUUUAA
Molecule: messenger RNA, 1251 nt
Organism: Rotaria socialis
Lineage: Eukaryota; Metazoa; Rotifera; Eurotatoria; Philodinida; Philodinidae
Source: the annotation of a GenBank genome assembly